AUGCCAGAAUGUGGCAAAUUGGUGAACGGGUUAUUGAAGUCGGCACUAAACGAAUAUCUAACGUCAUCAUUGAAGGCUGAUAGUUUAUUAACAACAUCCGAAGAGCUACAGAUGCUGAAUUUUGCAAUUAAGGGGAACGUUUGGGCGACAAAGGGGAUUGAAGGUACGGCCACUGAUGGUGACAUGUACCAAGCCGCCAGAACAAACCAUGCGGCAGCAGAGACAUUUGCGCCGCAGGGGACAGUGACACGAGUAUGUUGGGGUAUGUCAAAUGCAGGGACACGAGUAAAUCGAAAAUUGUUACCAAUACAGAAAUAA
Messenger RNA from Gongylonema pulchrum, 318 nucleotides. The record is from the annotation of a GenBank genome assembly. NCBI's taxonomy places the organism in Eukaryota, Metazoa, Nematoda, Chromadorea, Rhabditida, Gongylonematidae.